Messenger RNA from Mandrillus leucophaeus (drill), 4696 nucleotides. It is a transcript of the gene FANCI, whose product is annotated as Fanconi anemia, complementation group I. Gene Ontology annotation, biological process: DNA repair. The record is from RefSeq and is a predicted model, not a curated record. The transcript is spliced from 37 exons. Lineage: Eukaryota; Metazoa; Chordata; Mammalia; Primates; Cercopithecidae. The coding region runs from base 96 to 3902 and encodes 1268 amino acids. Gene Ontology annotation, molecular function: DNA polymerase binding.
GCGGAACUUGUUGUUACGGGUAACGGAAGUGUGGCGGCGCUGGGUUGAGCGGGCUUUUUGGAAGUUUGUGGCGGAGUUCUGUGAUAUGAGCAACAAUGGACCAGAAGAUUUUAUCUCUAGCAGCAGAAAAAACAGCAGACAAACUGCAAGAAUUUCUUCAAACCCUGAGAGAAGAUGACUUGACUAAUCUCCUUCAGAAUCAAGCAGUGAAAGGAAAAGUUGCUGGAGCACUCCUGAGAGCCAUCUUCAAAGGUUCCCCCUGCUGUGAGGAAGCUGGAGCACUUAGGAGACAUAAGAUAUACACUUAUUGUAUCCAGUUGGUGGAAUCAGGGGAUUUGCAGAAAGAAAUAGCGUCUGAGAUCAUAGGAUUACUGAUGCUGGAGGCUCACCAUUUUCCAGGACCAUUAUUGGUUGAAUUAGCCAAUGAGUUUAUUAGUGCUGUCAGAGAAGGCAGCCUAGUGAAUGGACAAUCUUUGGAGUUACUACCUAUCAUUCUCACUGCCCUGGCUACCAAAAAGGAAAAUCUGGCUUAUGGAAAAGGUGUACUGAGUGGGGAAGAGUGUAAGAAGCAGUUGAUUAACAUCCUGUGUUCUGGCAGGUGGGAUCAGCAAUACGUAAUCCAGCUCACCUCCAUGUUCAAGGAUGUCCCUCUGACUACAGAAGAGGUGGAAUUUGUGGUGGAAAAAGCAUUGAGCAUGUUCUCCAAGAUGAAUCUUCAAGAAAUACCACCUUUGGUCUAUCAGCUUCUGGUUCUCUCCUCCAAGGGAAGCAGAAAGAGUGUUUUGGAAGGAAUCAUAGCCUUCUUCAGUGCACUAGAUAAGCAGCACAAUGAGGAACGGAGUGGUGAUGAGCUGUUGGAUGUUGUUACUGUGCCAUCAGGUGAACUUCGUCAUGUGGAAGGCACCAUUAUUCUACACAUUGUGUUUGCCAUCAAAUUGGACUAUGAACUAGGCAGAGAACUCCUGAAACACUUAAAGGCAGGACAGCAAGGAGAUUCCAAUAAUAACUUAAGUCCCUUCAGCAUUGCUCUUCUUCUCUCUGUAACAAGAAUACAAAGAUUUCAGGACCAGGUGCUUGAUCUUUUAAAGACUUCGGUUGUAAAGAGCUUUAAGGAUCUUCAACUCCUCCAAGGCUCAAAAUUUCUUCAGAAUCUAGUUCCUCAUAGGUCUUAUGUUUCAACCAUGAUCUUGGAAGUGGUAAAGAAUAGCGUUCAUAGUUGGGACCAUGUUACUCAGGGCCUCGUUGAACUUGGUUUCAUUUUGAUGGAUUCAUACGGGCCAAAGAAGGUUCUUGAUGGAAAAACUAUUGAAACCAGCCCAAGUCUUUCUAGAAUGCCAAACCAGCAUGCAUGUAAGCUCGGAGCUAAUAUCCUGUUGGAAACUUUUAAGAUCCAUGAGAUGAUCAGACAAGAAAUUCUGGAGCAGGUCCUCAACAGGGUUGUUACCAGAGCAUCUUCUCCCAUCAGUCAUUUCUUAGACCUGCUUUCAAAUAUUGUCAUGUAUGCACCCUUAGUUCUUCAAAGUUGUUCUUCUAAAGUCACAGAAGCUUUUGACUAUUUGUCCUUUCUGCCCCUUCAGACUGUACAAAGGCUACUUAAGGCAGUGCAGCCUCUUCUCAAAGUCAGCAUGUCAAUGAGAGACUCCUUGAUACUUGUUCUUCGGAAAGCUAUGUUUGCCAACCAGCUUGAUGCCCGAAAAUCUGCAGUUGCUGGAUUUUUGCUGCUCCUAAAGAACUUCAAAGUUUUAGGCAGCCUGUCAUCCUCUCAGUGCAGUCAGUCUCUUAGUUUCAGUCAGGUUCAUGUGGAUGUUCACAGUCAUUACAAUUCUGUUGCCAAUGAAACUUUUUGCCUUGAGAUCAUGGAUAGUUUGAGGAGAUGCUUAAGCCAGCAAGCUGAUGUUCGACUCAUGCUUUACGAGGGGUUUUAUGAUGUUCUUCGAAGGAACUCUCAGCUGGCUAAUUCAAUCAUGCAAACUCUGCUCUCACAGUUAAAACAGUUCUAUGAGCCAAAACCUGAUCUGCUGCCUCCUUUGAAAUUAGAAGCUUGUAUUCUCACCCAAGGAGAUAAGAUCUCUCUACAAGAACCACUGGAUUAUCUGCUGUGUUGUAUUCAGCAUUGUUUAGCCUGGUAUAAGAAUACAGUGAUACCCUUACAGCAGGGAGAGGAGGAAGAGGAGGAGGAAGAGGCAUUCUACCAAGCCCUAGAUGAUAUAUUGGAGUCCAUUACUAAUAGAAUGAUUAAGAGUGAGCUGGAAGACUUUGAACUGGAUAAAUCAGCAGAUUUUUCUCAGAGCACCAGUAUUGGCAUAAAAAAUAAUAUCUGUGCUUUUCUUGUGAUGGGAGUUUGUGAGGUUUUAAUAGAAUACAAUUUCUCCAUAAGUAAUUUCAGUAAGAACAAAUUUGAGGACAUUCUGAGCUUAUUUAUGUGUUACAAAAAGCUCUCUGACAUCCUUAAUGAAAAAGCUGGUAAAGCCAAAACUAAAAUGGCCAACAAGACAAAUGAUAGUCUUUUGUCCAUGAAAUUUGUGUCCAGUCUUCUCACUGUUCUUUUCAGAGUCUUGCUAUGGAGAUACACUUCAAUUCCUACUUCAGUGGAAGAGUCGGGAAAGAAAGAGAAAGGAAAGAGCAUCUCACUGCUGUGCUUGGAGGGUUUACAGAAAAUAUUCAGUGCUGUGCAACAGUUCUAUCAGCCCAAGAUUCAGCAGUUUCUCAGAGCUCUGGAUGUCACAGAUAAGGAAGGAGAAGAGAGAGAAGACGCAGACGUCAGUGUCACUCAGAGAACAGCAUUCCAGAUCCGGCAAUUUCAGAGGUCCUUGUUGAAUUUACUUAGCAGCCAAGAGGAAGAUUUUAAUAGCAAAGAAGCCCUCCUGCUAGUCACUGUUCUUACCAGUUUGUCCAAGCUACUGGAGCCCUCCUCUCCUCAGUUUGUGCAGAUGUUAUCCUGGACAUCAAAGAUCUGCAAGGAAAACAGCCGGGAGGAUGCCUUGUUUUGCAAGAGCUUGAUGAACUUGCUCUUCAGCCUGCAUGUUUUGUAUAAGAGUCCUGUCAUUCUGCUGCGUGACUUGUCCCAGGAUAUCCAUGGGCAUCUGGGAGAUAUAGACCAGGAUGUAGAGGUGGAGAAAACAAACCACUUUGCAAUAGUGAAUUUGAGAACGGCUGCCCCCACUAUCUGUUUACUUGUUCUGAGUCAGGCCGAGAAGGUUCUAGAAGAAGUGGACUGGCUAAUCACCAAGCUUAAGGGACAAGUGAGCCAAGAAACUGUAUCAGAAGAGGCCUCUUCUCAGACAACUCUGCCAAAUCAGCCUGUCGAGAAAGCCAUCGUCAUGCAACUGGGAACUCUGCUUACAUUUUUCCAUGAGCUGGUGCAGACAGCUCUGCCAUCAGGCAGCUGUGUGGACACCUUGUUAAAGGACUUGUGCAAAAUGUACACCACACUUACAGCACUUGUCAGAUAUUAUCUCCAGGUGUGUCAGAGCUCUGGAGGAAUUCCAAAAAAUAUGGAAAAGCUGGUGAAGCUGUCUGGUUCUCAUCUGACCCCUGUGUGUUAUUCUUUCAUUUCUUAUGUACAGAAUAAGAGUAAGAGCCUAAACUAUACAGGAGAGAAAAAGGAGAAACCUGCCACCGUUGCCACCGCCAUGGCCAGAGUUCUUCGGGAAACCAAGCCAAUCCCUAACCUCAUCUUUGCCAUUGAACAGUAUGAAAAAUUUCUCAUCCACCUUUCUAAGAGGUCCAAGGUGAACCUGAUGCAGCACAUGAAGCUCAGCACCUCACGAGACUUCAAGAUCAAAGGAAACAUCCUAGACAUGGUUCUUCGAGAGGAUGGCGAAGACGAAAAUGAAGAGGGCACUGCAUCAGAGCAUGGUGAACAGAACAAAGAACCAGCCAAGAAGAAAAGGAAAAAAUAAAUGAAAUGCCUGAGUUAAUGUGAACUUUGGGGCUUCUGCUUCGUUUUUACCCAACAAGCAACAAUGCCCCUUGUCCUACAGCCCACACCGAUGUUGGCAUCUUAGUUCUGAACCCACUGAAUUCAACUGCACCUUCAGUUAGAAGGAAUCUUCUUGGCAGGUCCUGCUACUGAAAAAUGGCUGGCCUUAGGCAAGCCCUUUUGCAAAAAGCACAGCUGAAAGCCUGAGUUUGGGAGCCUGCACCGCCCCGACGAAGCUCCAUGGGAGCAAAUACAGAGCCUCCAGGCAGUGCUAUGGUCCAGGCUGGCUUCGUUUUUCCAAGGAGCCUUUGGUGAGUUCAAUUAUCUGGUAAAUAUCCAGCGCUUCACCUGAAAAAUAGUGCAAAUUGGUUAGGAUGCCACCUCAAUAACUGUAACUGAGAGCUCAGAAGUGAGCAAAGGAGCUUAAUGCUAAGGUCAAAAAGGAGAGUGAAAGGUUGAGAACAAUUGUCACGAAUGGUAAUGUUACAUGUUAGGAGGGUCUGUUUUCUUUUUAUAUAAAAUAAGUCUGUCUUAGAUACAUUUUAAAUAGAAAAUAAGCUUUCUGAUUUGUUUGGUAUUUAAAGCACAGUUUGUUUUUCUGUCAUCUAAGAAUGCACUCUAUAGAAUAAAUCCUCUUUAAACAUUUCUGCUGUGGUUGGAAGUAGGGGACAGGUACAGGUAGAAUAUUUGAAGCUCUGCUGUCUUCAUUUUUGAAACAUCAUGUCACAUUCAUUGUGGAUACAGGGCACCUUCUAAACUGAAAUUAGCCUAGAA